AUGCGAGGCAUCCCUAAAGAAAAGAACUUAAUCGUUCUUGACACUGGUGCAGACGCAAAUUUUACAUAUUCAUAUUUAUGGAAAAACAACGACCACAUCCAGUUUAAGAACCUUUCCAUUUCAAAAGGAUCAACUAGAACAUGUCCUUCACUUACAGCAACACCUGCCUUUGGUGUUUCUCUCAUUAUUACCACACAAAUUUAUUUAACAAUUCAAAUUGGUAAUGCCAAAAUAACCGAAUGGUUUUAUGUCAUUCCUCAGAAAAGGUCUCACAUUAUAUUAGGUAAACCUUUAUUGAAGAAACUACAUUACCAUUUAUCUCCGAAGGAUGAAUCCCUAACAAUCCAAGAUACUACCAUCGAUGUUACACAUUUCCCAGGUAUUUCUGCUACUAACACACUAUUAAAAAUCGAGAAAAUACCAUUUCUAACUCAACUGAAGCAUGAAUUUGCUGAAGUAUUUUCUUCCAAUUUCUCGAUGGACCUUAAACACAAAUUUACUGCUCAUAUUUCCUUAAUUAAUUUCCCUUAUACCACUCCUAAAGCAUAUUUUGCUAGCGGAUUACGUCGUGAGGCUAUUCGGAAAUAUGUCGAUCAAUCACUCGAGAAUGGUCUUAUAAAACCAUUAUCACCUGAAGAAGUCGUCGCAGUUAGCCCUGUAUUUGCUUUGCAACAGUCCUCAGAGAAAAUCCGGAUUAUUACAGAUUUGAGGAAAGUAAAUAAGUACUUACAAUUCACACCUCGUCCGAUUCCUACCUCGUCCGAUUCCUACUACACAAUCCAUUCUUAG
This is a messenger RNA of Vanderwaltozyma polyspora DSM 70294, 789 nucleotides long. RefSeq names its product Tkp3 protein. The transcript has a single exon. The record is from RefSeq and is a predicted model, not a curated record. Bases 1 to 789 code for a protein of 262 amino acids. NCBI's taxonomy places the organism in Eukaryota, Fungi, Ascomycota, Saccharomycetes, Saccharomycetales, Saccharomycetaceae.